AUGACGGGGCGGGGGCGGGGCUUCCCGCGCACGCCCGCAGUUCCGCACCCGCGACGGAAGCCGGCGCCUGCGCGCAGGGAGGCGGGGGCGCGGCGCGCAGAGCGCGCAGGGGCCGGGAAGGACGCCCGCGUGGUGCGGGGCGGCGCCGGCUGGCUACCCCCCGCCGUGGGUUGCCGUGGGCUGCGUGCAGGGAGGCGCUGGAAAAGGAGAGCGGGGAGAGCGGAUCGGAGGGUUCGGCGGGGACCGUUGGAGCCUCCUGGCGCCCGCAGCGCCUCCCGCCAGGGUCCCGCGGCCGCACUCGGGCUCCGGCGCCGCCCUUCAAGCAGAACAAGAUGCCAUUUGAACUUAAGGAAAAUUGCCUUGGAGGGAGCAAAUGUAAUUUAUAAGCGUGACGUUGGGAAAGUAUUAAUGAAAUUGAGAAAACCUAGAAUUACAGCAACGAUUUGGUCCUCAGGAAAAAUUAUUUGCACUGGAGCAACAAGUGAAGAAGAAGCUAAGUUUAGUGCCAGGCGUUUAGCCCGCAGUCUGCAGAAACUAGGUUUCCAGGUAAUUUUUACAGAUUUUAAGGUUGUAAACGUUUUGGCAGUUUGUAACAUGCCCUUUGAAAUCCGUUUGCCAGAAUUCACAAAGAACAAUAGACCUCAUGCCAGUUAUGAACCUGAGCUUCAUCCUGCUGUGUGCUAUCGAAUAAAGUCUCUAAGGGCUACAUUGCAGAUAUUUUCAACAGGAAGUAUCACAGUAACAGGGCCCAACGUCAAGGCCGUGGCUACUGCUGUGGAACAGAUUUACCCACUUGUGUUUGAAAGCAGGAAAGAAAUUUUAUAACUCAUCAUCACUUCAUUGGUUAGAAUCUCUAACUGAGCACCUUUUAAAUCCUGCUGCACAUUGGACUCAAAGGAAAACUGGACCAACAGUAACUGAGGAGGAAGACUCGC
Molecule: messenger RNA, 935 nt
Organism: Jaculus jaculus (lesser Egyptian jerboa)
Lineage: Eukaryota; Metazoa; Chordata; Mammalia; Rodentia; Dipodidae
Product: TATA box-binding protein-like 1
Exons: 2
Coding region: 1-825 (274 amino acids)
Biological process (GO): DNA-templated transcription initiation
Molecular function (GO): general transcription initiation factor activity; DNA binding
Source: RefSeq, a predicted model, not a curated record